AUGGGUCUCAUGGAUAAAGUCAAAGAUGCCAUACCUGGUGGCCAAAACAAACGUUCUUCUCAAGGGGAUGAUGACUCGGAAUUCUCCAGACCGGGCAACGAUGAUUACAAUAAGCAGGGCUUAAACAACAACAACAACAACGACAAUUAUGGUAGUAAUGAUAAUGGCAUGAAUGAAGGAGGAGACAGUUAUGGAUCUUCGCAAAGAUCAACCUCAGGUAAUUCUGGUCAGUUCGGCGACGAUACAUCUACUGGAUCCAGCGUAUAUGGAGGUAUGAGGAACGAUGAAUCUGGUAAUAAUAUGGGCAGAUCAGGUUAUCAAGGUGACUCACAGGGUCAAUCAAGGUAUGAAGGCCAAGGACGAGGUCCAUCCGACUACCAGGAUCAAGGACAGGAACGAGGCCAAUCAGGAUAUGGAGGCCAAGGAGGCCGCCAAUCAGGAUACGAAGGAGGUCAAGGUCAAUCAGGAUAUGGUAAUGACAACUUCGACCAAGGUGGAGACAACUUCAAUCGAGGUGGAGAUAACUUUGAUCAAGGUGGAGGUAACUUCGACCAAGGCGGACAAAGGGGUAUGGGGGGAAAUCAAGGAGGAGGCGGAUACGGCCAAUCAGGUGAUAACGAUAUGUCCGGUGACGAAUUCGGUUCUGGUACUGGAAAUAGGAACACCGGUGGCUACGACCAAAAUCAAGGUUACAAUCAAUCUCAAAGCGAUUACUAG
This is a messenger RNA of Kwoniella shivajii, 717 nucleotides long. RefSeq lists its product as uncharacterized. The transcript is spliced from 7 exons. The record is from RefSeq and is a predicted model, not a curated record. NCBI's taxonomy places the organism in Eukaryota, Fungi, Basidiomycota, Tremellomycetes, Tremellales, Cryptococcaceae. The coding region runs from base 1 to 717 and encodes 238 amino acids.